AUGGAUCUCUUUUCUACGACCAUUACCCAACAAAAAGUGCUUAUUGCCUAUAUAUCGGGGGAUAAAACUAUUCCCUUUAUGGGUUGUAUGGCACAAAUGUAUAUAUUUCUGUCCAUAGCCUGUGAUGAGUUUUUGAUACUAACGGCAAUGAGUUAUGAUCGAUAUGUAGCCAUCUGUAACCCUUUACAUUACCCAAUGGUCAUGAACCGUAGAGUCUGUCUUCUGUUGGCCACUGUCUGCUGGAUGUUGGGAUUUCUAGAUGCAUCACCUCAUCUUUGGUUACUAUCGAACUUUUCUUGCUAUAGGUCCAAUGAAAUUAAUCACUACUUCUGUGAUAUUGUUCCUCUUAUGAAACUUACUUGUAAUGAUACCUCUAUACUGGAAGUUUAUACAGUGAUAGCUGGAUUUACAAUGGUCGGCUUAAUUCCUUCUUUACUUACCGUCACCUCUUACGGUUUUAUUAUAAACACUGUUUUGAGAAUUCGUACUAACGCAGGAAGACGUAAAGCCUUUUACACAUGUUACUCACACCUCACUGUUGUUAUACUUCUUUAUACAUCACUUUUCUCCCAAUAUACAAAACCAACUUCUGAGGACAACUCAAAUACUAAAAAACUGUUAUCUCUCUUUAAUACAGCUGCAGUGCCUGUGUUAAAUCCUUUAAUUUACAGCUUAAAAAACAAGGAUGUCAAAUGGAAAAAUCAUUUAAUCGAUGAGAAGCAAAGAAGAGCCAGGCUGAGGUUUACAAAAGACUAUGAGGAUUGGACAGUAGAGGACUGGAGUAAGGUCAUCGUCUCUGAUAAGUCCAAUUUUCAAGCAUUUGGUCAUCUAAUGGUUAAACAGAGACCUGGAGAGACAUAA
Molecule: messenger RNA, 861 nt
Organism: Bombina bombina (fire-bellied toad)
Lineage: Eukaryota; Metazoa; Chordata; Amphibia; Anura; Bombinatoridae
Product: olfactory receptor 6-like
Exons: 2
Coding region: 1-861 (286 amino acids)
Biological process (GO): G protein-coupled receptor signaling pathway
Cellular component (GO): membrane
Molecular function (GO): olfactory receptor activity; nucleic acid binding
Source: RefSeq, a predicted model, not a curated record